AUGGAUCCGGUUCUUUUGGUAGGAGCCAUUGUGGCGAUUCUCGGAUGUGCCGCAUUCGGCUUCGUUUCCUUCUUUGGAAAUGAGUCUGAUUCUGGCUACGAGGCACUUGCCCAGGAACGUCGUGAAAUUUUGAACAUCAAGGCGCCCAAAAAAGGCUCCAAGAGCAAGAACGGAAAGAAAGACAAGAAAUCGCGCGCACGAACUGACCGAGAUUCCGAAAGUGUGACAACCGAGGCCGCUGAAACCACCGCGAAAGCAGAAGCGCCAGCUCCAGUCAAGGAAAAGAAGCAGCCCGUUGUCGAGAAAAAGGAGACCCAAAAACCUAAAGCCAAAACCCCUGAGCCCAAAGAAGCCCCCAAGCAAGAAGCAGCUGCCCCUAAAGCCUGGGGUCGGCAUCGGUGCCUCGAAUCAUGGUGCCCCGCCCCGCCCCGCCCCCCCAAAGCCCAGGCAAAGAAGCAAGCUUCUGAAGGAUCUGUCAUCCCAGCUGGAAAGCUCACCGAAGAAAAAGGCGAAAAACUCAUCGGACAGAUUUUGAAAGGACUCGGCGGACGCGUGCCCAAAGGAUCCAAGGUCACUCUUGCUUCGAAUGCCGAGAACUUGAAGAAGAAGAACGACGAGCUCAAGCAGCAGAAUGACAAGACCCAGGCCGAAUUGAACAAACAACUCUCCAAGAUCUUCGACCUCGAAUCUCAAAUCCAAGUCGCCAAAAAAGAAGCUUCCGACGCCAAGAAAAUCUCCGAUGCUGCCAAGAAAGUUUCCGACUCAGUCCGCGAUGAAUCCGCCAAGAAAGUUGCUGAUCUCGAGAGCAAGUUGAAGAACGCCGAAGCUACCAAUGUUCACAUCCAGGCCGCUCUCAGCUCCGCCAUUGCUCGAUCCGCCGCUGUUGGCGACGCUGAAGAAUUGAAGAGCCAGCUCCAGGUCGAACGACAGCUCCGACUAUCCGCCCAGAACGAGAACGUCAAGCUCAACGCUGAAGUCGCCAAACUCGGUGAAGAUCUCGCUGCUUCCAAGAAACAAUCUGAACAGGUUCAAGAAUCCGCUGCUGCCACCGAAUCUCUCAAGCAGGUUGAAGCAUCACUUGCCGCCGAAAAAGCUACCGUCGCCGACUUGACCGCUAAACUCGCCACUUCCGAAUCCGCCGCCGCCGAAGCAAACGCCGCUCUCGCCACUUUGAAGGAGUCUUCCGACGCCGCUGAAAGCGCCAAGGUCGCUGAUCUCGAAGGACAAGUCGCCGAUCUCCGAGUUAAACUUGCUGAAUCCGAGAACGCUAUUGCCAACAACAAACAAGAAGCCCUUGACUCUGUUUCCGCCCGAGAUUCCGCCCUCAACGACAAAAACGCGGAAAUUGAUGGCUUGAGCGCCCAACUCGCACAGCUUACCGAGAAGUGCAGCAAAUUUGACUCCGUCUCCGCUGAGCUCGCAAGCACCAAAGCCGAACUUGAUGCCAAAUCAACCGAAUUGGAAGCCAAAAACGCCGAAAGCGAGCGAUUCGAAACUGCUUCCAAAGAACUCUCCGAUAAGCUCUCCAACAUGAACGAGAACAUCGACCAAUAUGUCGCCAAGGUUAAGACACUCGAAGAGACCAACACUGAAUUGAACAACACCAACGACUCCCUGGUCGCCGCCCAGGCCAAAUUCGAAGCAGAAAUUUCCGAGCUUCAAGAAAAGGUCGUUGAUGUUCAAAAAGAGAGCGAAGCCGCACAGAAGGUCGCUGAUUUGGAAGGAGAGGUGAAAUCACUCAAAGAAAAGAAUGAGCAAUUGCGCGAGCGCAGCUGGAAGACCAUGGACGCCCUUAAUUCUGUUGAAAACAUGGUCACUAAAAAGACGAGCGAACUUGAGGAGGCGACAAAGAAAAUCGCCGAGCUAGAAGCCCAAUCAUCAUCUUCAAAAGCCUCAGAAGAUGCCAAGCAGGAACAGAUAACUGCUCUCCAGAGCAGCGCCGAUCACGCCCAGCAAGAAAACGAGAGACUCACUAAUGUCCUCAAAGAUACAGAAAAGAUGCUAAGCGAGCUUCAAACGGCCGUGGAAAAAGCUGAGGAAGAGCACAAGAAUGAAAUCAAUACAUUAGCCGCCCAGAAAACCGUUUUAGAAUCCCAACUAGAGGAACUGAGUUCCAGCGCGAAAUCCAGCGAAAGCCUAACAAAACAAGUAUCAGAAGCAGAAAAGGCGCUCGAAGAAGAGCGCGAAUCCGCCAAAAAGCUCGCCGAGCAAAACACUAAACUUCAAAAGCUCCUGCAGGGCUCUUAUAAGUCGCUACAGGCGGAGAAAGAGAAAGUUAAAGAACUGACGGCCAAUCAGAUAUCUGUCCCUAGCUCCGAUAGCUGGGACAUUGUUUCUGAGGCCGCCAGUUGUUCUACUUCUUCUUCUGACACAUUGUCUCAGCUUUCCCAAUCAACGCAAGAAGCUGGUCCUUCUUCAUGCUUGAAAGCGCGUUUGGACAGUUGGGACAUUGUGCCCGAUGAUGAGAUAAUAGCGGGCCGAGAUCUUUGCGAGUCCGGCGAUACCGAGACUGACUCUGUCCGUGAAUCAAAUCCGGCGCAGGCCAGCGGCGACGCAUAA
Molecule: messenger RNA, 2559 nt
Organism: Oikopleura dioica
Lineage: Eukaryota; Metazoa; Chordata; Appendicularia; Copelata; Oikopleuridae
Source: the annotation of a GenBank genome assembly